CUUAAUUCACCACACGGAAAGUCGCUUGUAAUGGUAAAGCGAGGACACGAUUGGAUAUAAUUAUAUAUUUGUUUCUACGACAGAAAGAAGAUGCUGGGGUAUAUCUGGACGUACAUCUACACGUCCAUCCUGAGGUACUGGCUGAAGUGGUUCAUCCGACAGGCAACGGGAACAUGUGAGCUGCAGAGAAUAUGUUCAGGAUACAAGCCUGGGGCAGCAAGGACAACGAAAGCCGAAUAUUCUCUGCGGUUAUCAAAGAACAAGGUUUUAAGAGGAGCUUUGGAAACAAACAAGGAUAAUUUAGAGCAAUGUGUGGCCCAAAUUAUGAAGGAGAAGAAUGUCAAACCCCAGAAAGAUCCACUCUUCAAGGAAAGCCUGCACAUCUGCCUGUUACAAAUAACAGGAAACAGCAGCCUGUAUAUAUCUGUGGAAGAUUUAAGAAAGGAAGUCUUCAACUCAGAAAACCAGGAACACGAGGCCAUGCUGUUGAAGCUGUGGGACCUGUUGAUGCCAUCAGUCAAACUGGACUCGAGGAUAACCAAACAGUGGGGAGACGUUGGAUUCCAAGGAGAUGACCCCAAGACUGACUUCAGAGGAAUGGGAAUGCUGGGCUUAAUCAAUCUUGUUUUUUUCAGUGAAAACUACACAGAGGAGGCUCGUCAGGUGUUGUCUCAUGCAAACCAUCCUAAACUAGGGUAUUCAUAUGCCAUCGUUGGGAUUAACUUGACCGAGAUGGCCUACAGUCUCCUGAAGAGUGGAGCUUUGAAACCUCAUUUCUACAAAACAGUGCUGGGCACGCCUGAGCUCCGACACUUUCAUCAGCUAUACUGUUAUCUGGCAUAUGAAUUUGAUAAAUUCUGGGUGGCAGAAGAACCAGAAAGCAUCAUGGAGUUCAAUCAGUACAGAGAAAAAUUCCAUGAGCUAGUCAAGACGCAUCUACAGGACCCGGAUGUGACCCUCACACUGACCGUCUGUUCUAAAAACUAACAUUAUUCAGAAAUAUUUCCUCACCUCUCCACGGACUCUGACUUUGUUCGAUUGGGUAGAGAAAGACGAGAUGCGAUUAUGAACAUUAAAAACAUCAAAAUCAGACUGACACUGUUUCAUAAAUUCAAAGAAAUGAAUCCUCAUAUAUUUGGUAUUGUGGUCCAAUAUUUAAACUCUAUUCCUCAUGUUACUGUGAGGUUAAAGGGUUUUAUAAUAGAGCACCGAUCUACGCUAUGUACCUCAGAAAUGUCCAUUCCGGUGUUUAAUGAACCUUUUCAGAAGGAGACAUGAGAGCUGCUGCACAGCACUGGAGAGAUAAAGGAGAGAUUCAUGAGGAUUUAACACUUCCUCUGAGCAAGCUGCCAAUUGGUUGCAGUUAAAAGACGGUUAUUGAAAAAUGGCGAUUAACUAGCAUAUUUGUAGCUCUCUUGUUUGUAUUUAAGUCGGUAAGACCUGUACUCACAGUUGUUCCGCUCAGGUGGGUGACCAUGGCUAGAUUCUUGCAUGUUUUAAUAUGUCCCUGUUUAUGGCAUCUGUAAGUCUAAUAUUUGGUUUGUGGCAGCUUAAACUGGUUGUUUGCCUCCAUUUUCAUAAAUUUAUGAAAUGACUGAAGACUGCAUUUUUAUUUUGCUGUUUGCUUUUGAGGAAGGUAUGUAAUGAUUAACACUUGACUCAAAUGUAAUAAAUACACAUUUUAAUGUU
Molecule: messenger RNA, 1689 nt
Organism: Pseudoliparis swirei
Lineage: Eukaryota; Metazoa; Chordata; Actinopteri; Perciformes; Liparidae
Gene: elmod2
Product: ELMO/CED-12 domain containing 2
Exons: 9
Coding region: 91-987 (298 amino acids)
Cellular component (GO): membrane
Molecular function (GO): GTPase activator activity
Source: RefSeq, a predicted model, not a curated record